Drosophila ficusphila is the source of this 1366-nucleotide messenger RNA. RefSeq names its product peptide chain release factor 1-like, mitochondrial (gene mRF1). The record is from RefSeq and is a predicted model, not a curated record. The transcript has a single exon. The coding region runs from base 87 to 1265 and encodes 392 amino acids. Gene Ontology annotation, molecular function: translation release factor activity. NCBI's taxonomy places the organism in Eukaryota, Metazoa, Arthropoda, Insecta, Diptera, Drosophilidae. Gene Ontology annotation, biological process: translational termination.
CUCUUAUCGUUUUAUGGUCAUCUCUUGUUGUUAUUUAAUUUUUACUUUUUACAUUUUUCAAAUUUUUCAAUGAAAAAUCUGACAAAAUGCUGUCGCGUAAAUUGAUUAACCUUCGGCUGGGAUGUAUAAUACGUCGAUGGGCCAGCACAGAUCCACUGAGCAUCCAGAACGAAAAACUCCAGGCUUAUUUGGAAUCCUUACGGCAGGAGUACUAUGCCGUUCGUGUAAGCGCCGCAGGAAAUAGCAAAUCCUACGCCCGCCUUGCUCAGCUGGAGGGCGUGGUUAGUGCUCUGGAGCAGCGACGCGUCCUUGAGCGGCACAUUACUAGUGCAAAGGACAUGGAGCUGGAAAAAGACGAGGAUAUGCGCCAACUGAUGAAGGAAGAAAAUGAAGUCUAUGUGGAUCUCCUGGACAAACAGGAUCAAACGCUCUUGAAGGAAUUACUCGCCCUGUCAGAUGACGAGGCGUAUCCAGCUUUGAUCUUUGGCCUUAAUGCCGGCGCCGGUGGCCAAGAAGCCAUGCUCUUUGCCCAGGAACUUUACGAAAUGUACACAAACUACUUUGACCACAUGGGCUGGGAUUGGGAGGAGUUCGCCAGCGAGUCCACCGACAUCGGAGGCCUCCGUCACGCCAGCCUGAUGGUCAGUGGGGAGGACGCCUACCGCUGGUUGCGCUUCGAAGCUGGAGUCCAUCGGGUUCAGCGCGUUCCGGCCACCGAGAAGUCCGGACGCAUGCACACCAGCACCGCCUCGAUAACCGUGAUUCCGCGGCCUGCCGACGUUCAAGUGAACAUUGCCGAAAAGGACCUAAAAAUCGAGACAAAGCGUGCAAGUGGCGCUGGUGGCCAGCAUGUAAACACCACCGACUCGGCUGUCCGGAUUGUUCACCUGCCCACGGGUCUAGCGGUGGAAGCACAAUCGGAGCGGUCACAGCUAAAGAACCGAGAAUUAGCCAUGAAACGUCUUAGGUCGCGUCUUGUGCAGCAGCAACUAGAGAGCGCCGAGGCCAGUAAAAUGGCCACUAAGAAGGCGCAACAGGGGAGUCUCAACCGCAACGAGAAAAUCCGCACCUACAAUUUCGUCCAGGAUCGGAUUACAGACCACAGAGUUCAAGGUGGUACGCUGCACAACCUAGACGGGUUUCUCAAGGGCGGCGAUCAACUAAGUGGACUUAUUGAGAAGCUUCAAUUGGAGCAGAGAAAGGAACGACUGAAGGAACUCCUGGAAACGUGGCAGCCACCAAAAGAAGCUAUUACAGAAAACUAGAAAUCUUCUACUUUUGUUUGUUACUAGAUAUAUAUGUCGGCGCCUUACAUUUUAAAGUCGUGCUAAUUUUACAAACGAAAUACAUGGAAAUUUGUACAGUG